AUGGAACAAAAUCAUGGCCGAUUCGACAAAUGGUGGAAAGACGUUGGUCUUCGAAAACUCGUCUGCUGGCAAGCGUGUAUCCUGGCAUCGCAAAUGGUGACAGGAUACGACGAGUGUGUCGUCGGCAGUUUCCAGUCGAUGAAGCCAUGGAAAGAGGCUAUGGAGAACCCAGACGCAUCUCGCCUUGGCCUCAUCACGUCUGUAGUCUUCAUUGGAGGCUUCGUGGGCGCCUUUCUCGCCUCGCCAACUUCCGACUACCUUGGGAGAAGAUACGGCAUGCUCCUUGGAUCAUCGAUAAGUCUGAUUGGGACCGUUCUUCAGACGGCAGCACAGAACUCAGAUAUGUUCGUCGCUGGACGGUUCUUUGUCGGUCUCGGCAUCAGCUUUACUUGCGUUUCUGGGCCGCCGCUGCUCUAUGAGCUGUCACAUCCAUCCGUACGAGUGACCAUGACCUCAACGUUCAACGUGUUGUGGUACCUGGGAUCGAUCGUCGCCGCCUGGAUCACUUUUGGCACUGGACACAUGACCAAUGCAUGGUCAUGGCGGAUUCCAUCGCUUAUUCAAGGAGUAGCCCCAGCUAUAGUCGUACUAGCUGUAUUAUGUGGUCUUCCCGAGUCUCCGCGAUGGCUGUACGCUCGUGGAAGAAUUACAGAAGCCCGUGGUAUCCUUGCACGUUACCAUGCACAGGGUGACUUGAACGCGGAAAUCGUCGAGCAGCAGCUCAACGACAUCAAAGCCACUCUGGAGGUCGAACAAUUUGCUAGAGCAACAAAGAGCAGUGACAUUCUCAAGAAGCCAGCGAAUCGCAAGCGAAUGGCUAUCGUCAUCACCAUGGCGUUGCUCUCGCUCUGGAACGGACAAGGCGUCAUCUCGUACUACUUCUCCCCGAUCUUGGACAGCGUCGGCAUCACAGACACUGCAUCUCAAACCGGAAUCAACGGUGGCCUGCAGAUCUGGAACUUCUUAUGCUCCAUCGCAGGAGUGAUUCUGGCAAGCAAGAUCGGUCGACGUCCGCUGUGGCUCCUAUCUUACAUUGGCAUGAUCUGUGCGAACGUACCUCUGACCGUGGCCAGUGCCAUGUUUGCAAAGCAUGACUCCAAGCCUGCAGCCUAUGUCGUCGUCGUUUUCCUGUUCAUUUACGAUGCUGCCUUCAACAUGGCGAACAACCCGCUCCUAUACAGUUACCCGACCGAGAUUCUGCCAUUUGCGAUACGAGCUCAAGGACUAGGCAUCAUGGUUGCAGUUUCCCAAGCUGCUUUGACAGUCAAUCAAUACGUCAACCCUAUCGCCCUUGAUAACAUUGGCUUCUACUACUACAUCUUUUAUUUCGGCAUAUUGAUCUUUGGCACGAUAAUCAUCUACCUCACAUUUCCCGAGACGAAGGGACUCUCCGAGGAAGAGCUGACCUUGCUAUUCGAACGCGAUGGUGAUGUGGCGCUGCAAGGUAUCGAACCCAAUGAACAUGGUACCGGACACGCUCCACGAUUUGAUGCAAAACUUGGAAUGGCUGAGGUCUCGGUAGAAGCCAAAUCGGGCACAGAUUGUUGA
Aureobasidium namibiae CBS 147.97 is the source of this 1548-nucleotide messenger RNA. RefSeq names its product general substrate transporter. NCBI's taxonomy places the organism in Eukaryota, Fungi, Ascomycota, Dothideomycetes, Dothideales, Saccotheciaceae. Gene Ontology annotation, cellular component: membrane. Gene Ontology annotation, biological process: carbohydrate transport; transmembrane transport. The record is from RefSeq and is a predicted model, not a curated record. Gene Ontology annotation, molecular function: carbohydrate:proton symporter activity. The transcript has 4 exons. Bases 1 to 1548 code for a protein of 515 amino acids.